Messenger RNA from Colias croceus (clouded yellow), 1290 nucleotides. RefSeq lists its product as uncharacterized. The transcript is spliced from 2 exons. The record is from RefSeq and is a predicted model, not a curated record. Bases 278 to 1078 code for a protein of 266 amino acids. NCBI's taxonomy places the organism in Eukaryota, Metazoa, Arthropoda, Insecta, Lepidoptera, Pieridae.
AAUAUUUACAUUUCACAAUCGACCUCCAAAAUAUUGAAUUAUUAUAAUUCUAAAUUAAUUAUCUAAUUAAUAAUUAAAUCAUGAUAAGAUUCGCUAUUUUUAUUUCACAUGGGUAUUUAUUGAUUUUCUGAUUUUUACUAUGCUAUGUACCUAGUUGUUUGUCGUAAGCAUACGUACCUACUUAUACAUUGUUGACGCAGUUUAUUGUACCGAAAACAAACAUUGGAAGAAGAACUCAUCUGUUAGAAUAGCAAUUCGUAGUCCUAAGGAUUGUUAUAUGACAGAAAAUAUGUUCACUAAAACUCUAGCAGAUGGUGAAAGAAAAUUCCUUAUUGAUUGCAUUCGUUUUUAUCGUGAACUACCAAGUUUAUGGAACAUGAAGAGCAAAGAAUAUCAUGACCGUAAAAAGAAAAGCAUUGCAUAUGAUAUGUUGGUUAAUAAGUUUAGGGAAAGGUAUCCUAAUGCUACAAAAGAGGAUGUAAAAAGAAAAAUUAAUUCUCUAAGGACAUGUUACCGUAAAGAACUUAGGAAACAUCUUCAUUCUCUUAAAACUGGUGAUGAUGUUUAUGAACCCACGCUGUACUAUUACAAUGAGAUGCGUUUUUUGGAGGAACAAGAGAGCACAUCAGAAUCAUCAUCAAUGGACUUGGAAUGCAGGAAUAUAUCCAUGGACAUUGAGGAAAAUGAUAAAUAUGUCAGUGAAUGUUCCACUUCAGCUGUGAACAUCACCCAGGGCUCCCCACUGUUUAGCAACCAAAAGAAGAAAGCUGUGAAAUUGCAGAAACUGGAAGAGUUGAUGGACCUGGCAUGCCAGCAUCUAAAAGACAAAUCUGAUGACUACAAGCACUGGGCAAUGGCCUGUGCUGCUGAUUUAAAAAAAAUGGAACCAACUCAACAAAUUUUUGCAAAAAAAGCAAUUGCUGAAAUCUUAAUGGAGGGACAAUUAGGACUAUUACACCGAAAUUCAGUAAAGAUAAAUGAAACAUCUGAAAAUGUUUUACAUGAAACUAUUUAUGAAGAUCAGGUUGCUGUCAAGUACAGCUCUACACCCUCUCCAUCAUAUAUAGACGAGUCAUGAGUACUCAUGAGUAUUAAAAUUGCUUGUUGAUUGAUGAAUCAUCAUUCAAAUUUGAAGAUUUUCGAAAAAUGUGUAUUAUAAAAGGUUCACAUUCACCUAAAAUCGACAUCUUUAGUAUAAGUCAUAAAAGGCUAAAAGUUUUAUUUUAUAUAUCAAAAACCAGCAAAGAGAUUUCUUUGCUUGCACUAUUUUAUUAAAAUCAUUAUAGAUUA